Messenger RNA from Leopardus geoffroyi (Geoffroy's cat), 744 nucleotides. RefSeq names its product keratin-associated protein 7-1. Lineage: Eukaryota; Metazoa; Chordata; Mammalia; Carnivora; Felidae. The record is from RefSeq and is a predicted model, not a curated record. The coding region runs from base 81 to 344 and encodes 87 amino acids. The transcript has a single exon.
UCUGCAAGAGGAGACCUGCAUUCACACUUGGGCAACUUGCUCCUCACAAUCCACCCUAUUUCUCCUCAACUCCUGCCACCAUGACUCGUUUCUUCUGCUGUGGAAGCUACUUCCCAGGCUAUCCUUGCUAUGGAACCAACUUCCACAGGACCUUCAGAGCCACCCCCCUGAACUGCGUCGUGCCCCUGGGCUCUCCCCUGAACUAUGGUUAUGGAUGCAAUGGCUACGGCUCCCUGGGCUAUAGCUUUGGCGGUAGCAACAUGUACAACAGGGGCUGUUGCUACGGUGGCAGCUGCUGCAGGCCAUGGGGCUCUAAUUCUGGCUUCGGCUACAGCACGUACUGAUGGACCAAUGGCUCCAGACAACUGUAGAACUCUCCAUCGCUUCUCUGUGUGCGAAACAACCUGAAGAGCAACGGACGGCUGUCUUCUUGCCUCCAGAUGUGCUUGGGAGAUAUCUCUUCCACCUUGCUGCUUUCUUACUGAGGCCCUGGUCUUUGAUGAUGCUGAACAAGGCAACCAGACAUCAGAUGCUGAACUGAUUCUCACCUUACAGCCAAAGAAAGCAAGAUGUAUUUCUCUGACAUACCUGACUUUCAGCAGUGAAGCAAGUCGUUUGUCUCUUUUAGUUACUUUGCUCAUGUACUGUUAAAUUCUACAUCAACAUCAAUGUAUUACAAUAGGGUGUGGGUAGGAAGGGGUUUUGCUGUCAGUCUCUCAAUAAAUCUAUUUCAUUCAGCACAAA